AUGUCUGAAGAGCCCUAUGGUGAGAGACCCAUCACCACCUCCUCUACACCACCAUGUCUGAAGAGCCCUAUGGUGAGAGACCUAUCACCCCCUCCCCCCCCACCACCAUGUCUGAAGAGCCCUAUGGUGAGAGACCCAUCACCCCCUCCCCCCACCACCAUGUCUGAAGAGCCCUAUGAGCCCUAUGGUGAGAGACCCAUCACCACCUCCUCUACACCACCAUGUCUGAAGAGCCCUAUGGUGAGAGACCCAUCACCCCCUCCCCCCCCACCACCAUGUCUGAAGAGCCCUAUGGUGAGAGACCCAUCACCCCCUCCCCCCACCACCAUGUCUGAAGAGCCCUAUGAGCACUAUGGUGAGAGACCCAUCACCCCCUCCCCCCCACCACCAUGUCUGAAGAGCCCUAUGGUGAGAGACCCAUCACCCCCUCCCCCCCCACCACCAUGUCUGAAGAGCCCUAUGGUGAGAGACCCAUCACCCCCUCCCCCCACCACCAUGUCUGAAGAGCCCUAUGAGCCCUAUGAUGAGAGACCUAUCACCCCAUCCCCCACCACCGUGUCUGAAGAGCCCUACGGUGAGAGACCCAUCACCCCCCCCCCCACCACCAUGUCUGAAGAGCCCUAUGGUGAGAGACCCAUCACCCCCUCCCCCACACCACCAUGUCUGAAGAGCCCUACGGUGAGAGACACAUCACCCCCUCCCCCACACCACCAUGUCUGA
Molecule: messenger RNA, 720 nt
Organism: Oncorhynchus mykiss (rainbow trout)
Lineage: Eukaryota; Metazoa; Chordata; Actinopteri; Salmoniformes; Salmonidae
Source: RefSeq, a predicted model, not a curated record